AUGGCAAAUAAAUGGCAGAAAGUAGGACAAUCUCGGAAUGGACUUUUACAAAAUCCGGUAUAUUGGUUAGACAAGAUUAUAUAUAGAAUAAAUAAUGAUUCUGAAGAAAACACAUCUUCAGAUGAGGAACAAGAACCUCCUUGUCGCUCAGUUGGAAGGCCACGGGUGCCAUUUGAAGAGGCAUCGAAGAAAACAAAACGAAGACGUGUAGCCGAACUAACCAUAGACAGAUCUGCAAAUGAACUUCAAUUUGCUGUAAAUGUCGUUUCUGGAAGCAAUCACAGUGAGGUCUCGCUACAAAUUUUUAGUUUUAGUACAGCUGAAGCUUUAGCCCUUAUGGUAGAUUUGGAUAUAUCCGUUCGUUGGCCGGAAAACAAAGCUAUAGUCGAAGCAAACAAAAAACGAAUCCAAGCAGAGUUCAGAGCCAAGCUGUCUCUAAUAGUUGACAAACCAAAACCCGGGUAUGGCUCCUCAAAUGAUGGCAAUACGGCCAGAAUUUUUUUCCACAAUCCACAAAGAAGUUUAGAUAUCACAGGGGUUGACAGGGAAUUAAUCGAGAAAUUUGUGAUCAUCUUAGGAGUGUUAGCUAGUGGUUGCGCUAUUGAUAUGGUAAAGUUUGCGUCAUUGCUGGAAGAAGCAAGAAAUCCACCUUUAUAG
Molecule: messenger RNA, 657 nt
Organism: Acanthoscelides obtectus
Lineage: Eukaryota; Metazoa; Arthropoda; Insecta; Coleoptera; Chrysomelidae
Source: the annotation of a GenBank genome assembly